Lachancea fermentati is the source of this 975-nucleotide messenger RNA. Lineage: Eukaryota; Fungi; Ascomycota; Saccharomycetes; Saccharomycetales; Saccharomycetaceae. The record is from the annotation of a GenBank genome assembly.
AUGGAUGAUGAUGAAAAGAAGGACAUGUGUCCGAUCUGUAAGACAGAUAGGUAUCUAUCUCCGGAUAUGAAGUUUUUGGUGAACCCUGAAUGUUACCAUAAAAUAUGCGAGUCGUGUGUUGAUCGUAUCUUCAGUUUGGGUCCUGCUCAAUGCCCCUACAAAGGCUGUGAUAAGAUUUUGAGAAAGAAUAAGUUUAAGACACAGGUUUUCGAUGAUGUAGGAGUUGAAAAGGAGGUAGAUAUACGGAAAAGAGUAUUCAAUGUAUUCAACAAGACCCUAGACGAUUUCGACGGUGACACUGAUGCUUACAAUAAAUACCUGGAGGACGUGGAGGACAUUGUUUACAACCUUGAUCACGGUAUUGAUGUUGCUAAAACGGAGGAGAAACUGCGUACUUACGAGGACAUUAAUAAACAACUGAUCAUGGCUAAUAUGGAGAGGAGUAAGCAAGAUUUAGAGAACUUUGAACAGAGACAGAAGUUCGAGAAGGAAAUGAAACUGAAAAAGAGAAUUCUGGAGAAGCAGAUUCAAGAAGAAGAUAUGGCUAAUAAGGAAUGGGCGAAGAGAGAAAUUGUCAAUCAACUAUCUACUUCGGGCGAUGCAGACGAAGUUAUUGCCAAUGUGAAGAAGACAGUCAAGCUAAAGAAGUCCUCGGCGAGACGGAAACUUGAAGAAUUGAAUAAAGUCUUGAAGAAUAAUCCUUUCAUGACGGUAUCAAACGGACUAAUGAAGAAGAAAGAGACUGUGCCGUUCACACCUUUCAAUGGUGAUAGGGACAUACAUAAGCGCUACACACUGACGGAUUCAGGCUAUUUUGAUCCAUUUAUCAAAGAGCUGGAGGCCAAAAAAGAAUAUAUUGCCUCAGGAUUUAGGGCUGAUUACGUUUAUGAUAGAAUGCUAACCGAGGCAUUCAUGGGGUUGGGAUGUGUAAUUACUGAGGAAUUACAGACCCCUCAGCUGAAUAGCGUUAACUAA